GCGGCUGGGCUGACCAGCAAGCUGGGCAGACUCGACUAGGGACAGCAUUCUCCUGGGAAAGUCGCCCGACUUCCGGUUGGAGACAGCACCGGGACUCCCUCCGCUCUCCACCCGCCCCAGGUGAGGGCACUGCCGUCGCCCUCCCCUCCCCUGGCAGACGAGGAACGGAGGCCACAGCUGACGUGUGGCUGGGUUUCUGUCUGGACAGCUCUGCCCCCGGAGCCCACCUAACCCUGCCCUGUCUCAUCACUGCGAAGGACGACUGGCCCUGCAGGAGAGGUUUUCUGGCCCCAGCUUUUGUCUUGAUACACAGCCAAUCCUCUGUCCCUCCACACCCCCUUCUCAGAGGGUUGUGCUUGGGGAGGGUGGAAGGCCAGUGUGGGGGCAGCAGGGAGGGUUAGGCUCGCCUGACUCUGCAGCUCACACACAGCCCUCCCUACCAGCUCCCAGACAAUGACCUUCCAGGUGGCAGGCCUAGGCCUAGACAAGAUGAAGCUGGAUAGUCCGCAGUCUUUCCUGGACACAGAGGAGGUGGAGGAGGUGGAGGAUCAGCAGCUGCUGGAACCGGAGGCAUGGAGGACCUAUAUGGAGCGCCGCAACACCCUGCGCGAGUUUCUGACUGCAGACCUCAGUCCCCACCUGCUCAAGCGCCACCACGCCCGCAUGCAGCUGCUUAAGAAGUGCUCCUACUACAUCGAGAUCCUCCCCAAGCACCUGGCUCUGGGUGACCAGAACUCAUUGAUGCUGCCCAACACCAUGUUUCAGCUCAUUGACCCCUGGAAGUUCCAGCGCAUGAAGAAGGUGGGCACGGCGCAGACCAAGAUCCAGCUCCUGCUGCUUGGGGACCUGCUGGAGCAGCUGGACCGUGGCCGCCUAGAGCUGGACUCCCUGCUUGAGUCGCCGGACCCUCGGCCUUUCCUGGCCGGCUGGGGGCUGGUGGAGCAGCGCCUGGUAGACCUGUCAGCCACCAUGGACAACUUCCUGGCCAUGAUGGUGCCGAGCCGCCUGCAUAUCAAACACCGCUUGGUGUCUGACAUCAGGGCCACCAAAAUCCCACACAUCCGGCUCAUGCUGAGCACCAAGAUGCCAGUCAUGUUUGACCGAAAGGAGUCAGUGGCCCACUGGGACUGGGUCAGCCUGCGCUGGUUUGUCACCGUCCAGCCGGCAGUGCCGGAACAGUUCGAACUGCGCUUCAAGCUACUGGAGCCACGGACACAGCAGGAGUGCAUGCAGUGCGGUGUCAUCCCAGUAGCAGCUUGCACCUUUGAAGUCCACAACCUGCUGCCCAAUCGCACCUACAAGUUCACUGUCAAGAGGGCGGAGAGCUACACACUGGUGUAUGAGCCCUGGCGGGACAGCCUCACCCUGCAGACCUCUCCAGGGCCUCCUGAGGGCUUUACCCCCAGUCGGCUGGGCAAGCUCAGCCCGCCCCUGACUGCACCUUCUGAGAGAUGAUUUUCUAAUAUUUAUCCACUAAUAAAGAGGAGUAUACAUACGCUGAAUUAAACAAACCUGCUUAGGGUUUAAGGUGGCAGCA
Molecule: messenger RNA, 1537 nt
Organism: Cavia porcellus (domestic guinea pig)
Lineage: Eukaryota; Metazoa; Chordata; Mammalia; Rodentia; Caviidae
Gene: Fndc11
Product: fibronectin type III domain containing 11
Exons: 2
Coding region: 454-1455 (333 amino acids)
Molecular function (GO): protein binding
Source: RefSeq, a predicted model, not a curated record